Talaromyces rugulosus is the source of this 3240-nucleotide messenger RNA. RefSeq lists its product as uncharacterized. The coding region runs from base 1 to 3240 and encodes 1079 amino acids. Lineage: Eukaryota; Fungi; Ascomycota; Eurotiomycetes; Eurotiales; Trichocomaceae. Gene Ontology annotation, molecular function: GTP binding; structural constituent of cytoskeleton. The transcript has 9 exons. Gene Ontology annotation, cellular component: centrosome; nucleus; microtubule. Gene Ontology annotation, biological process: mitotic cell cycle; microtubule nucleation; meiotic spindle organization. The record is from RefSeq and is a predicted model, not a curated record.
AUGCCUCUUGUAGCAUCCACCGGCAAGCCUAGGGCCAUCCUGGGCCUGAUGACCUACGGCCUAGACACCAGCACAGGCGCCCGCAUCACGUCUCUAGACGAGUUCAACCAGCACCUAGACUACUUCCAGUCGCAAGGUUACAACGAAAUCGACACUGCCCGCAUCUACAUCGCCGGCCAACAAGAAGCCUUUACGCGCCAGGCUCGCUGGAAGGAGCGCGGCCUGAAGCUAGCCACCAAGGCCUACCCAACACAACCAGGCAAACACAAGCCGGAAAACCUGCGCAGCGAUAUCGAGACCUCGCUCAAGGAAUUGGGCACCGACCAGGUGGAUAUAUUCUAUUUGCAUGCUCCGGAUCGGUCGGUCCCAUUUGCUGAGACGCUGGAAGAGGUUAACAAGCUGCACAAGGAGGGCAAGUUUGUGGAGCUGGGUCUGAGCAACUACACGGCUUUUGAGGUUGCGGAGAUUGUGACGCUCUGUGCUGAGCGUGGCUGGGUGCGGCCGACGAUUUACCAGGCCAUGUACAAUGCUAUCACACGAGCAAUCGAGACAGAGCUCGUCCACGCGUGUCGCCGGUACGGCAUCGACAUUGUUGUCUACAACCCUCUUGCCGGCGGUUUAUUGUCUGGCAAGAUCAAAAGCAAGGACAUCACCCCGGAGGACGGCCGCUUCAGCGACAAAACCGUUUCGGGCCAGCGCUAUCGAGACCGCUACUUCAAAGAAGAAAUAUUCAAGGCUCUGCAGAUAAUCGAAACCGCCGCUGCCAAGCACAGCCUGACGCUGCCCGAGGUUGCGCUGCGAUGGACGGCACAUCACUCGGCGCUGAAGAUCCAGAAUGGUGGCAAUGAUGGGGUUCUCGUUGGUGUCAGCAGUCUUGAUCAGCUCAAGAGUAAUCUCGCGGAUCUGGAAAAGGGUCCGUUGCCACAGGAUGUGGUUGAUGCGUUGGAUGAGGCGUGGCUGGUGUCAAAGGCGAGGACGACGAAUUACUGGCAUCUUGAUUUAAACAAACGCUUCAAAAUCCUCGUCGUCAACCCCAACACAUCCACACACAUGACCGACGCUCUCAAGCCGAUUAUCGAACAACUCAACUACACCGACAUCCACUUUGACUACUUCACCGCACCACCCCAGUCCGUGACUCUGCCCGAUGGACGAGUCAUCGAUGGCAUCCCCAGCAUAAACUCUGGCGAAGACUCUGUUAAAUCCGCGCACCAUUGCCGGCCCUUUGUCGAGCCGCUGAUUCCGCAAUACGACGCGUUUCUUGUAGCUUGUUACUCUGCACAUCCGCUGGUAGGUAUGCUCAGGGCUACUAUUGCAGGAUUGGAAGCGAAAGCGCGACAGGAACAAUCAGAGACGCUGUCCGUGCUGGGUGGCGAGUUCUCGGUCAAGACACGGAGAUACGUGACGGGCAUCUUUGAAGCCAGCGUGUCCAGCUCGUUGAUGCUGAUUAGUGCGUUUCAUUUACAAGGAGACUGGAGUCUGCACAAGGUGCAGGCGCAGGAUACGUUUGGUAUUGUCUCGACGGGCGCGGUUUGGAAGCCCGAACUCACUACAGCCGUGACCGCGAUGCUCAAUGGGCCAGACGACAAAUCUGCUAUUGUUUCUGAAGGAUCCUCCUCAGUGCCUCGCUUCGCAGGUGUCGAGACGACUGGUCUGACCGCAGGCGAACUACACGACACACCGGCCGAUGAAGUGCGCAAACGCAUGAGCGAUGCCACGGCCAGACUGCUCAAAAACACAUCGCGGCCUGUUCGCGCCGUGUGUCUGGGCUGUGCAGGCAUGGCGGGUAUGGGCGAAGCCGUGCGCGCUGGAUGUAUCCAAGCAUACGGUCAGGCUGAAGGGGAAAGUGUGCAUAUUGUCGAUGGAGUUGUGGCGGGGGUUGGAGAAAUAAUAACCAUCCAAGCCGGCCAAUGCGGCAAUAACGUUGGAAGCCAAUUCUGGCAGCAGCUCUGCCAAGAGCAUGGAAUUAAUCAGGAUGGGAAUCUGGAAGACUUUGCGACCGAGGGCGGAGACCGCAAGGAUGUUUUUUUCUACCAGAGUGACGAUACACGAUAUAUCCCUCGGGCUAUUCUACUCGAUCUCGAGCCUAGGGUGAUCAAUGGCAUCCAAACCGGACCGUACCGAAACAUCUACAACCCCGAAAACUUUUUUAUAGAUUCACAAGGCAGCGGUGCAGGAAACAAUUGGGCGUCGGGCUAUGCGCAGGGCGACCAGGUACAGGAAGAAAUUUUCGAUAUGAUUGACCGCGAGGCCGAUGGUAGUGACUCUCUAGAGGGCUUUAUGCUUCUGCACUCCAUCGCGGGAGGCACAGGCUCCGGGCUGGGAAGCUACAUGCUCGAACGCAUGAAUGACCGAUUCCCCAAGAAACUCAUCCAAACGUACUCGGUGUUUCCGGAUGCCGGGGCGGCCGAUGUUGUUGUGAAUCCGUACAACAGUCUUUUGACGAUGCGCCGGUUGACGCAGAAUGCAGACUCGGUGGUGGUGCUGGACAAUGGCGCUCUGUCACGGAUUGUUGCAGACAGAAUGCACGUCGCGGAGCCGUCGUUUCAACAGACGAACCAGUUGGUAUCGACUGUAAUGUCCGCGUCAACAACAACCCUCCGCUAUCCCGGAUACAUGCACAACGACCUCGUCGGCAUCAUCGCUUCCCUAAUCCCGACACCACGCGCGCACUUCCUCGUCACAUCCUACACGCCCUUUACUAGCGACAACAUCGAACAAGCACGCACGGUCCGGAAAACCACAGUCCUGGACGUAAUGCGCCGUCUCCUACAGCCCAAAAACCGCAUGGUCUCGGUCACACCCAGCAAAUCCAGCUGCUACAUCAGCAUCCUGAACAUCAUCCAGGGCGAAGCCGACCCGACCGACGUGCACAAAUCGCUACUGCGCAUCCGCGAGCGCCGGCUCGCCUCGUUUAUCCCCUGGGGACCCGCUAGCAUUCAGGUAGCGCUUACCAAGAAAUCGCCAUACUUGCAACAUACGCACCGCGUCAGUGGCCUCAUGCUUGCCAACCACACCUCGGUGGCGACCCUGUUCAAGCGCAUUGUGCAACAGUACGACCGACUACGCAAACGAAACGCGUUUAUCGAUCAGUACAAAAAGGAAGCCCCCUUUGCCGACGGGCUGGGUGAGUUUGAUGAAGCAAAAGCCGUAGUGGUGGAUUUGAUCAAGGAGUACGAGGCAGCCGAGAAGGAGAAUUAUUUGGAUCCGGACGCUGGACAGAAAGAAGUCAUUGCAUAG